This is a messenger RNA of Olea europaea var. sylvestris, 1235 nucleotides long. Its product is annotated as zinc finger transcription factor YY1-like. Gene Ontology annotation, molecular function: RNA polymerase II cis-regulatory region sequence-specific DNA binding; DNA-binding transcription factor activity, RNA polymerase II-specific. Bases 250 to 990 code for a protein of 246 amino acids. Gene Ontology annotation, cellular component: transcription regulator complex; PcG protein complex. The record is from RefSeq and is a predicted model, not a curated record. Gene Ontology annotation, biological process: regulation of transcription by RNA polymerase II. The transcript has 5 exons. Lineage: Eukaryota; Viridiplantae; Streptophyta; Magnoliopsida; Lamiales; Oleaceae.
CAUAAUUUUUAGAGGCCACCCAAAAGGCGAUGAAGGAGAAGUCAGAAGAGCCAGAAGUGGUGGAGCCGGAGCCUGAACCAACAACGGAAGUUCUUUUCCUUUGUAGUUAUGAUGGCUGUGGAAAGACAUUUAUUGAUGCUGGGUCUUUGAGGAAGCAUUCUCACAUCCACGGGGAGAAAUCAUAUAUUUGCCAUUAUGACAACUGUGGAAAGCAUAACAAUGUGGUCGCAUAGCAAGAUUCUCCAUUAGAUGAUUAAAUUUUUGGAUAGUUCAAAACUGAAAAGACAUUUUUUAAUUCAUACUGGAGCAAGAGAUUUCGUAUGCCCACACGAUGGGUGUGGUAAGGCAUUCUCCUUGGAUUUCAAUCUGAGAUCACACAUGAAAACUCAUUCACAAGAGAAUUAUCAUCGUUGCCCAUAUCCUGAAUGUGGAAAACGAUUUGCUCAUGGGUACAAGCUAAAGAAACACAUUGCAUCUCUGCACGAAAAGAACGGGGCAGAUGAAGCCAAGUAUAUUCAGCCUGCAGAAAAGCCAGUGAAAAAUCCAAAAUCUUAUGCCGGAGCUUCUGGCGCCUCAUCAGCUGACCGUCCAUACACCUGUCCAUAUGAAGGUUGUGAAAAGGCGUACAUCCAUGAAUACAAGCUGAAUCUUCACCUAAGAAGAGAGCACCCUGGCCAUUUCCCAGACGAGAUGGAUGAAGCUAGUGAUCAAGAUGCGCAUGCUGGAAAACGUGGUGGCAAUGGCAAAAUUCAGAAAAAAAGCAGGCCAAAGCCAACUCUGAAGAUGCCCCCUUCGAAAGUUUCUAGGGGGAAAAGUUCAAGUGCUUCUCUGGCCAACUUGAACGCUGUGAAAAGAUCUUGGCCAGUUAAAGAGGAAUUAUAUGAGGAAGAUAGCGAAGAGACAGAAGAGGAACGUGAAAAUGUUGGAGGAGGGUUGAGAUACAGAGAAAAUAAUGUGGACGACGAUGAAGAGACAGAAUACGAGGAUUAGGCUGUGAAUAUUUUAUGUCAUCCAUCUUAAAUCAAACGGCUCUUUUUUCCCCCUUUUGUACAGAUAUCUAUCUGUUUAGAAGAAUAAAACUGUUGAAUAAUCUUUCUCGACCAAAAAAGGAAAAGAACAUUUCCAUAUUUGAAUAUUCAUUUUGCUUCUAGUUUACCUACUUGGAAAGGAGUAGAAUUACUUUACAUUGUAUAUUGGUUAUAAGGUAAUACAAUGAUGCAGCUAAACUUGACCUA